AUGGAAAGAAUCGAGGACAAGGAAUACGUCGUUCUUGUUGCAGGUGCGUUAACGUUUUAUCAUCAUUCAAAUAUUUUGAUCGCGAUCGGUCUAGAGAUCAUUGCAUCGCCCAAAUUAAGCAUGCAACAACUUAUUAACAGCUUAAGCAACAACGACGGUGACGACCACGAGGGCGUCACUUAUGAAGUUGCGCUGCCUAGUCAAACUUUGUUGCGCUUAUUGCCUCAGUUUCAACUCGCCAAAUGUUGGAGGUUUUUUUCUGGAGUUGAAUUCCAAAAACCUGCAUCGAAGUUCAGGAAAAGAAAAAGCAAGUCGGUGUCUUUCGUCCUCCACAAAACCGGUGAACAUAAGCAUUUUCACGUCGUAGUAGUGUAGUGAUGGUAAAGAAAUGUACAAAAAAGCGUGAUGCACUUGCAAAGUUGUUGUUUUGCCAAUCUAAACCUAUUGCAUUUUGCCGUUCUCGUUGACGUUGCCGUCGUCGUUGCUUAAGCUCUCUACUUGUUUCAUACUGUUGACAGCAUACCAGCAUAGGACUUUAAUAUGCCCUAACUAUCGAAACAAUUUUUCCAGAAGUUUAAUAAUAUUGAGGAUUGGAACAAAAAGACAAAAUUAGGCUAAUAGUGUAACAUCAUUAAGGUUCAAAUUUCAUUUUUUAUUGAAAAAAGGAAAGUGCAGCAUGCAUACAAUCCCAUCAACAUGAACUUUCACCGGACUGAAAAUAUUGAUUGACUUGAAAAAUAACCAACUCCACAGUAUGUUUGCAAUAAUGCUUCUGUUUUAAAAAUUAAACAACUGAAAGUGAAUAUUUCUAGACAAUGCCAAAUUUUGCUAUGGUUAAUCAUUUCCAUUACAAGAAGAAGUUAACAAAAUGAAAAAGAAAAUAACAAACCAUGAACAUAACUCACUCUUCUCUAUUUUAAGUCCACGUUUCUCAAUUCUUUACCAAACGUUGGGAUAUCUAGUACCUAGCCACUUUGAAAUGGGCAUCUCGCUGACAUUUCUUCGCCAGCAGUCAAAGCAACGUGUACGAAAAAUGCUUCGCGUCAGCUUGCUUUAUUUGAUUUACAAACCUCGGCAGAUGCAUCUCUUAUGAAAUGGGGAGCUGUUUUUCAAGAUCAUUCUUCAGGAGGUCGUUGGGCUCCUGAUGAAGCUAGUCAGUGCAUUAAUUGUCUUGAACUGAAAGCAGUUUACCUAGGAUUACAAUCCUUUUGUCAAAAUUUGUCACAGGCUCACAUGAGAAUUUUUAUUGAUAACACCACUGCAGUCGCUUCCAUAAAUAACAUGGGUGGCACUCAUUCCCUUGAACGUAAUCACAUUGCUAGAAGAUUUGGUUGUGGUGUCUUGAACGCGAUCUUUGCAUUUCUGCUGCACAUUUGCCUGGAUCGAAAAUCCAAUUUAGCAGCCGAUAAAGCUUCUCGAAUUUUUCAUGAUCGCACAGAAUGGAAGUUGGACCCUAACAUUUACUUCUCACUUUACACAAGUAUUUGUGGUCCCAUCUAUUGAUUUGUUUGCUUCCAGGCUGAAUUUUCAGACAAAGCCCUACAUAGCCUGGCACCCUGACCCUGGUGCAUUUGCCAUUGAUGCCUUUUCUGUUAGUUGGAGGAAACAUUUUUUUUUUUACAUUCUCAUUGAUAGGGUUCUACAGAAGGUGGAAGCCGACGAAGCCUCCGGGAUAUUAACUGUGCCACAAUGAACAACUCAGCGUCAGUUUCCAGUUCUGAUGGGCCUUCUUGUUCGGGAACCUCUUGCUCUGCGUCGGGAAAAGAACGUCCUCCAAAUGCCAUACAACCUCAGUCAUAUCCAUCCACUUCACCAGAGGUUGACCCUGGUGGUUUGCAAAUUGUCAGGAUGUCAUUACAAAGUUAA
Messenger RNA from Porites evermanni, 1866 nucleotides. Lineage: Eukaryota; Metazoa; Cnidaria; Anthozoa; Scleractinia; Poritidae. The record is from the annotation of a GenBank genome assembly.